Molecule: messenger RNA, 2465 nt
Organism: Trichobilharzia szidati
Lineage: Eukaryota; Metazoa; Platyhelminthes; Trematoda; Strigeidida; Schistosomatidae
Source: the annotation of a GenBank genome assembly
CUUUCUCGGUGGAUUGGUACUUGAAAAUAUGACCUUAAAUUCUGUUGCACGCCAUGUCAGUUAUUAUGAUUUUGUUAUUAUUGGUGGUGGAAUAGCCGGUGUUGUAUGCGCAGAAACACUAUGUGAACUACUUAAUCCUAGUGAAUAUUCUAGAGCUAGUGUACUACAAGCAGAUCAUUUGAAACGUGUAGCACUAGUAACUGCUACUGAAACAGUGAAAACUACGAUUAAUUUACAACGUAUUACCAAUAUGAUUGAGUCUUUUGAUGUUGAAGAGAAAUCUGGUAGUUUAUGGUCAGAAACAUGGCCUAAUACGAUUACUGUAAUACAUGAUAUUUUAAUAAAACUUGAUCCUUUUAGGCACAUCAUCUGCUUGCAGAAAAGUGGUAUUAACAAUCCAAUUUCUUAUGGCAAAUUGUGUUUAACAACAGGCGGUGUUCCUCGUCUUAUCGAUCCGAAACAUCCUUAUGUUAUUGGUUUAAGAGAUACUGAAAGCAUAGAAACAUUUCAAAAGCGUUUACAAGGUACUCGUCGCUUAAUGUUAGUUGGUAAUGGAGGCAUAGCUACAGAAAUCGCACAUGAAGUGUCUGGCUGUCAAAUUAUUUGGGUCAUCAAAGACAGCAGUAUCAGUGCUCCGUUUUUGGAUCCAGUAGCAGCUGCAUUUCUUUUAGAAGCAAGGGAAAUUUCAAAGCAGGGUAACUCUGGAGAAAAAGGUGGAUCUGCUUCCAACCUGUCAGGAGCUGCUUCAGAAGGUACACAAAUGAGACGUAUGCGCUAUGUUGUGGCUGACAAUGAUUCAGUGGAAGAUAUCUCUAAAACUUCAAAGGGCCAUCUUAUACUUGUUCCUGUUCAGAAUCAACCACUUGAAUUGCAUAUCAGUAAACCUCAAGUUACUGGUGCUGCUCUGGGCCCCGAUUGGGCACAUGGACGCAAUUUAUUAGGUCGUCUCACUAAUACAGUAGAUGGUGAACUACUUAAAGUAGUUUAUCAAGCUAAAAUCAAAAAACUCUUAUCUCCUGAGGAAUUUCUUAGCACAAAAAAGUCAGAAACUUUACCCCUUCCAAAUGGCAACAGCACAGAUAAUGGUGGUGUGAUGCCAGUUGAUGAUUGGCCAGUUUAUGUUGAGUUAACGAAUAAUGAAAUUUAUGGUUGUGAUUUAGUUGUAAGCGCAAUUGGCGUUGAAGCAAAUUUCAGUCCAUUCAAUAAAAAUAAUAGAGGUGAUACAGACACUGAUGCUUCUGCUCAUAAGAAUAGUGGUGAUGAUGAUAAUGAAGCUGACACCACAAAAUCGUUAGUUUUUGGCUGUUCAUUUGAUCGUGUUUCAAUGUAUCUUGGCGGGGGUUUGUUAAUUGACGAACAAAUGCGGACUAGCUGCAAAGAUGUGUAUGCAGCUGGUGACUGUGCAUAUGCCCAUUGGACAUGGUCUCCACACUGGUUUCAAAUGAGGUUAUGGAAUCAAGCUAGGCAGAUGGGAUUUCACGCAGCAAAAUGUAUGUUCUGUCAUACCAAUGGAGAUACAAAUGUUCCACUGGACUUUUCUUUCGAACUUUUCACUCAUGUAACUUACUUUUUUGGUUUCAAAGUUGUUUUACUAGGCCGUUUCAAUGGUCAAGGUAUGAAUCUGUCUGAUCCAGAUACUUAUAUUUUAAUGCGCGUUACACGUGGACGAGAAUUUAUCAAGUGUAUUAUGCAGUCUGGACGUAUGCAUGGAGCAGUUUUAAUUGGUGAGACUGAUUUAGAGGAAACAUUGGAGAAUUUAAUUUUAAAUCAAAUUGAUUUAACUAAUCUGGAGGAUCGUCUUCUUGAUCCAGAUGUUGACUUGUCAGACUAUUUCGAUUAGUGAUAAUGGUCAACAGUUUUAUUUCGUAUAUUUUUCUGUUCGUUAUAUAUGUAUAUGAUUUUAGAAUAAAAGUAACAAUAAUUUCAACCUCAAACCUUGAUCUCCUUGAAACUAUUUUGACUAUAUUAAUAAUAGCAAUUAUUAUUAUAUCAUAGGUGUAGAUUAUUGAUGGUUGUAUACUUCAAACCAACGGUAUUCACCUCCGUUUUUUGUGGUUGAUAUUUUGCAAGUUGUUAAACUUAUAGAAUAACAUUCGGAUUUGACACACUUUCUUGAUACUAAGCCAAAUAAAGUAUGAGUUUGGUUCCAUAUUCAGUAAGUUCAUUUUAAAUAUCACAUAGUGAUUCAGUAUUAACAACUGGAUAACGUUUCGAGCGUAAACUAUUGCUCAUAAUCAUAUUGACGUAGUCACACGUCUCCACAAUUUGUCUCAUAUAUUUUUUCUUUCUUUCCAUCUCUCUAUGAUGUUCGAAACUUGUUGGUUUUACUCCUGAGUGAGAGCGUCAUUUACUAUCAGAAGAUUAAGUGGAGAACUUAUAUAUCUGUGUGCAUAUCAUUCUUACUGCAAAAUUUUAAAGCUGCUAAAUCGUUAUUCUUUUGCACAUGUGUGUAUGUGCUGCUUAGC